CGCCGCGAGGAGGCCGCCGAGGCCGCGAUCCGGGGGGAGGAGGAGGAGGAGGAGGAGGAGGAGGGGAGUGCGGCAGCGAGGCGAGCCGCUACCGCCGCCACCGGGAAGAAAGCGAGGCCCGCCGAGAGCGAAGGAGGAAGGACCCGCCGCCGCCGCCAUGUUGGAGGCCUAGCCGGCCCGGCGCCUCGCCUGACAGGACCCGCCGCGAGGGCCAUGGCCGGGCGAGGCGGCCUCUGAGGAGAGGAGAGCAGAGGAGGCCCGCCGCCCGCCCGCCCGCCGCCCGCCAGCCAUGUCCUGCGUGCACUACAAGUUCUCGUCGAAGCUCAACUAUGACACGGUCACCUUCGACGGCCUGCACAUCUCGCUCUGCGACCUCAAGCGCCAGAUCAUGGGCCGCGAGAAGCUCAAGGCGGCCGACUGCGACCUCCAGAUCACCAACGCCCAGACCAAAGAAGAAUAUACUGAUGAUAAUGCCCUGAUUCCCAAGAACUCAUCUGUUAUUGUCAGAAGAAUCCCUAUUGGAGGAGUAAAAUGUACAAGCAAAACAUAUGUCAUAACUCAUAAGUUACACAGAAUCGUAGACACUCCUCUCAGAAGUCGAACUGAUCCAGUGAGUGGACCUUCAAAAGCAAUUGAUGACUCUUCUGCAUCUAUUUCUCUGGCCCAGCUUACAAAGACCGCCAAUCUGGCUGAAGCCAAUGCUUCUGAAGAAGAUAAAAUUAAAGCUAUGAUGUCACAGUCUGGCCACGAAUAUGAUCCAAUCAAUUACAUGAAGAAACCCUUGGGUCCGCCACCGCCAUCAUACACUUGCUUUCGUUGUGGAAAACCUGGUCAUUAUAUAAAGAUCUGCCCAACCAAUGGGGACAAGAACUUUGAGUCUGUUCCCAGGAUUAAGAAGAGUACUGGAAUUCCACGAAGUUUCAUGAUGGAAGUGCAGGACCCUAAUACUAAGGGUGCCAUGCUUACCAACACAGGGAAAUACGCUAUUCCAACUAUUGAUGCCGAGGCUUAUGCUAUCGGGAAGAAAGAGAAGCCCCCUUUCUUGCCAGAGGAGCCAUCAUCUUCCUCAGAGGAAGAUGAUCCUAUUCCAGAUGAAUUGUUGUGUCUGAUCUGCAAGGAUAUCAUGACUGAUGCUGUAGUGAUUCCCUGUUGUGGAAACAGCUACUGUGAUGAAUGUAUCCGAACAUCCUUGCUGGAAUCAGAGGAACAUACCUGUCCAACUUGUCAUCAGACAGAUGUUUCUCCUGAUGCUUUAAUUGCCAACAAAUUUUUACGUCAGGCUGUAAAUAAUUUCAAAAAUGAAACAGGCUACACAAAAAGGCUCCGCAAGCAGGCCCCACCACCAAGACCUGCAGUUCAGCGGAACGUGCCUUCUAUGCCGAGGCCAGCGGGCUCUAGGCAACAGGAUCCCCUCAUCCUUCCAGUCACUUCUGCUGCUGUUCGUGCCACUGCAUCUCCCCCCUUGUCUUUGACUCCUGGCCAGGCACCCCCCACAACAGGCACAUUGGCCGUGAGCCAGCCUGCCACCACCUCAGUCAGUGAUGUGCCUGCAGCACUGUCCAUGGCAAUUCACACUGACAAGCCUGAAGGGCCUUUCCGGGAGGGUGAUGGUAUUGGAUCAACUGCUGCUGCUGUGUCAGCCUCAGAUCACCCCAAGCCACCUGCCUCUCUAUCGGCUAACACUGUGCUGGAAGGGAAGGGCUAUCAGGUUCCUGUGCUUGGACAGCCAGCCUUGCCUGGGCAGCUGAGUUCUCAUGGGCAUUCAAUACCCACUAUGGGCCAGCCAAUGAGAACAAAUCCUGUCCGCUCCGCAACCAGUAGGUCAGGCUGGGAGCCAAGUUCAAACCGAGGACGCCCGCAUAGUGACCGUACACAAAGGACUCAGGCCCCAACACUGCCAGCCUCAACACCAGUCUUUGUGCCCGUGCCUCCACCUCCCCUGUAUCCUCCUCCUCCCCAUGCACUUCCUCUUCCACCGGGGGUACCUCCACCACAGUUUCCUCCUCAGUUUCCACCUGGUCAGCCUCCACCAGCUGGGUACACUGUCCCCCCUCCGGGAUACCCCCCGGCUCCAGCAAACAUAUCAACACCAUGGGUACCAACACCAGUGCCAACGGCUCACUCAAAUGCCAUCCCAACGACACAAGCACCUCCUUUAUCUAGGGAGGAGUUUUACAGAGAGCAACGGAGACUUAAAGAGGAGGAAAAGAAAAAGUCAAAGCUUGAUGAGUUUACAAAUGAUUUUGCUAAAGAACUGAUGGAAUAUAAAAAAAUUCAGAAGGAACGCAGGCGUUCUUAUUCCCGGUCCAAAUCACCAUAUAGCGCAUCUUCCUAUUCAAGAAGUUCUUACACAUACUCAAAGUCAAGAUCUGGCUCAUCCCGCUCUCGAUCUUACUCCCGGUCAUUCAGCCGCUCCCACUCCCGCUCCUACUCACGGUCGCCCCCAUACGCCCGGAGGGGCAGAGGCAAGAGCCGCAACUACCGCUCCAGGUCCAGAUCACAUGGAUAUCAUCGGUCAAGGUCUAGGUCGCCCCCCUACAGAAGGUAUCACUCUCGGUCAAGGUCUCCAGCAUACAGAGGCCAGUCCCCAAAUAAGCGCCCUGUUCCUCAGGCAGAAGGGGAACGGGAGUAUUUUGGUCGAUACCGAGAAAUCCCAGUUUAUGACAUGAAAGCAUAUUAUGGGAGAUCUGUGGACAUGAGAGACCCCUUCGAGAAAGAGAGGUACCGUGACUGGGGAGAGACCUACAGAGAAUGGUAUGAAAAAUACGUUAAGGGCUUUCCAGCAGGAGCCCAACCCAGGCCUUUGCUUAACAGAGAGAACUUCUCCCCCGAACGAUUUGGCCCUCCUGGACUAAGGAGAGAGAACUCCCCGUACAUCCGGGGUCGCAGAGAUGAUUAUCCUGGAGGACUGGGGCAUCGAAACCGAAAUCUAGGGGGUGGCUACUCUGAAAAGCUGCCAGGGAGAGAGGGCCACAGUCUGAAAGACAUAACAAAACUGAAGGACAAGGAAGUUGACAAUCCUCCUGGGGAUGCAAAAGGGAAUAGACAUAAAAAACACCGGAAGAGAAGGAAGGGAGAAGAAGGUGAAGGCUUUCAUAGCACUGACUUGUUGGAAGGCUCACGAAAGCCUGCUGCUGGCGAAGAGGGCAGGCCUGACCCCCUCUUUGUGCCCCCGAGCAGGGAUGAUGCCACUCCUGUCCGGGACGAGCCAAUGGAAGCUGAUUCGGUUGCCUUUAAGCCCAUCUCCGACAAGGAGAGGAAAGAGAAGCCGAAGGGAAGGGCUGAAAAGACAAAGCAAAAAACAGCAGAAGGUGCUGCUACCACCAAGAAAGAGGUGCAGGUCAAACCAGCUAAAGUAGCAUCGCAGGAGAAGGCAGAAGCAGAUCGUGAAAAAUCCCCACGGACUGACCCUCCUGCCAAAAAAGUGAAGGAAGAACUGCCAAAGACUGAUGGCCCCAAAGCAUCCUCUCAGAAGGAGGAGAAGCCUCCCAGUGUCCCCCGCAAAGCCCAUCCCCGCGGUGCAAAGGAGCAUCCGGAGGCCAGGGCUGCCAAGGAGGAGAAGGCCAAGAAGGAGCAUCCCAAGGAGAUCAAACAGGAGAAGCCGCCCAGCAAGGAGGAAAAAUCCAAGAAACCCACUGACAAAACCAAGCCGGCAGAUGCCAAACCUGAAAAACGGAAGAGAAAAGUGGAGGACAAGGUCGAUAAGGAGCCUGAAGCCCCGUUGCUAAAAGCGUCCAAGCAGGAAGUCGCGGAAUCAAAACCGUUGCCAAAGGGGAAAAACGAGCCAGAGGCAGAGAAAGCAGAGAGGACCCCUGAGAAGGACAAAGCUGUUGUGCCAGUUGUUCCCGCAAAGAAGAUUAAGCUGAACCGAGAGACCGGCAAGAAGAUCGCAAGUGCCGACAACGUCCCUCCCGUGAAAGACGCACCGGCCGAGAAGCCCGAGCCGGCGGGAAGCAAAGGGAAGCAGGAGAAAGCCAAGGGGAAGCUGCGGAGGAAGGUGGCGGCUGCCGACGGCCCCGGCUCCACGCUGGUCGACUACACCAGUACAAGCUCUGCUGGAGGCAGUCCAGUGAGAAAGCCAGAAGAUAAGCUAGAUACGAAGCGCACCGUCAUCAAGACUAUGGAAGAGUACAACAACGACAUUACUGCCCCCGCUGAAGAUGUCAUCAUCAUGAUCCAGGUUCCCCAGUCAAAGUGGGAUAAGGAUGACUUUGACUCUGAGGAAGAAGAAGAGAACGUGAAAUCUGCGCAAGUUCCUUCUGCCAUUGGGAAGCCAACUAGCGUCAUAAAGAGUGUCAGUGCAAAGCUGCCCAAUCCCAUCAAACACAGUGAGAAGGAUCCUGAGCCAGCGGAGAGAAAUCCAAGAGGCGCAAAAGAACCUGGCCGUGAAACUUUGCAGCCUGACCCCAAAACCUCCAAAACUGUGACACCGAAUGAGAAGGGGAAGGCCAAGGACAGGGAUCACGCUGCAUCCGACAGAGACCCUUCUGAGAAAAGGAAGGGCGGGGCUCAGCCAGAGAAAGAGCGUUCAGAACGUGCGGCGGAGCAAGGCAACGCCAAGGGUGGGUCUUCCCACUCCUCCAGGGAUAGCAGAUCUUCAGACAAACAUGACUCGGCCCACGGAUCCUGCGCAAAGGACUUUACUCCUAACCGAGACAAAAAGCCAGACGGUGACAACAGCAGAGACUAUUCCAGUUCCAAGCGGAGAGACGAAAGGGGUGGGUUUGCACGAAAGAAAGCGUCCCCUUCUCGCGCCCGGGAAGCAGCCGCCUCCGCCUCGAAGGGCAAGGCCAGGGACGAGCGAGCUGAGCAGCCCAGGAGAGAGGGCUGGGACUCCAAGCGGAGCAGCUAUAGCCCCCCGAGGGACCGGAGGCAGAGCGACCAGAAGGGCGCCCACGAUUCCAGGCGUUCGGCAGAGCAGCCGAGGUCCCAGGAGAGGGGCUCGGGCAAGGAGAGGGAGAAGCGCCCGUCCUCCGAGGCCUGGGGCAGCAAAGAGAGGGCGGCAUGUGGAAACAGGUCUGCGUUCAGGCGGGGCUCUCCGGAAGCCAGGGAGCCAGGGGCUCCGCAGAACGACAGGAGCGCCCUCAAGCCGAAGCCUCCACCCUGCCACGCCGCCCGGCUCUCUUCCGACCCGACAAGAGAAACAGACGAGGCGGCUUUUGUCCCGGACUACAACGAAAGCGACAGCGACAGCGAUGGUUCGGCCAAACAGGACGGCUCCCCGGGGAAAAAGCCCAGGGACGGGAAGGACAGGCCGAAAGAGGCUGCGGCCGCCGUGCCGGCCCCCCAGCCCGGUCGGAGCCGCAGCCCCAGCAGCCCCAGCCCCAGCCCCUCGGAGAGCCAGGGCCGGAGCCGCAGCAGCAGUGCCAGCUCCGCAGACAGCCAGGACAGCAAGAAGAAGAGGAGGAGGAAGGACAAGAAGAAGCACAAAAAGCACAAGAAGCACAAGAAACACAAGAAGCACCCCGGCACCGAGUCAGAGGCCGAGAAGAGCCAAAAACACAAACACAAGAAGAAGAAGUCGAAGAAGAGCAAGGAGAAGGAGAAGGAGAACCCCAAAGCCAAGCCGGCCCCGGUCUAGGGGCCAGGCGGACUCGGUCGCCGGGUGACACUUGUCCCGAUGUAAAGACGCAAGAGCCGUGUAAAUAAUGCUGCGACGGGCCCAGUGCUGCACUUACGAAUUGCUGCUUGAUUUGAUUUUUACAUCAGAGCUUUAUAAAGUGAACAUUUUGUACAGACUUGUGAGUUGUGACCAUGUAAUAUGGGAGGAGGAGGGGGGGCAAGUUUUCUUUUUAUUUGGGGGGCAUUUUAUUUCUAUCCACCGUUACGUUAGUUUGGGUGGAGUUUACUGUACUGUGAAAAAUUUCACACUUUUUUUUAACUGCCUGUCAGGAUAAGUAAAAGGGCUGGUAUCAGUUCAAAAUAUCAGUUGGAGGACUCGCAGGAUUCAUUACAGCCCUGUUCUGUUACUUUUGGAUGAUAAAUAAAAAAAUUCAUUGAAUCUUAA
Messenger RNA from Candoia aspera, 6007 nucleotides. RefSeq names its product RB binding protein 6, ubiquitin ligase (gene RBBP6). Gene Ontology annotation, cellular component: nucleus. The transcript is spliced from 18 exons. Gene Ontology annotation, molecular function: nucleic acid binding; zinc ion binding; ubiquitin protein ligase activity. Gene Ontology annotation, biological process: ubiquitin-dependent protein catabolic process; protein ubiquitination. NCBI's taxonomy places the organism in Eukaryota, Metazoa, Chordata, Lepidosauria, Squamata, Candoiidae. The coding region runs from base 290 to 5581 and encodes 1763 amino acids. The record is from RefSeq and is a predicted model, not a curated record.